ACGCGCCUGCUUUCAUUGGCCGACUUCUGCUCCGUGUUUAUUUCCGGAAGUAAGUUAUCAGUGUCACACUUUCCAUCAGGACUAUCAAACAUCUCCAACGACGCAACAACAGGAUGGCACAUUGGUUUCACAGAAACCCACUGAAGGCAACAGCGCCGGUGUCCUUUAAUUUUUAUGGUGUGGCAGGGAGCCCCUCUGCCAAUAAGAUAUGCAAUGACCUGAGGACAACCAGGGCGAGACUGCUGGAGAUGUUCACUGAUGUCACCUGCAACCCAGAGAUCAUGAAAAACGCCACGGAUGCAUACUUCUCCCUCUUACAAGGCUUCAUCUUAUCCUUGGAUGGAACUACACAGGAGAACAAGAUGAGGUUCAUCCAGAACUUCAAGUGGACUGACACCUUACAAGGAAACACACCAAGUGCCCAGCAGGAUGCAGUGUUUGAAAUGGUCUCCAUGGCCUUCAAUGUAGCCGUCUGGUACACCAAGUUUGCCUCACGACUAGCAGGCAAAGAAAACAUAACAGAGCCUGAGGCAAAAGACGUUCACCGGAGCUUGAAGGUUUCUGCUGGAAUGUUCAAAAACCUCAAGGAGGUUCACAUCCCUCGCCUCAUCACCCCGGCUGAAAAGGGCAGAGACCUGGAGCCCCGAGUGAUGGAUGCAUACAUCAUCCAGUGCCAAGCAGAAGCACAAGAAGUGACAAUUGCCAGGGCGAUUGAACUGAAGCACAACGCCACUCUCAUCGCAGCGCUGGCAUUUGAAACAGCAAACUUCUAUCAAAAAGCCGACCACACACUGAACACAUUGGAGCCAGAGUGCAGCAGCAAGUGGAGGAAGUAUUUUCAGCUGAAGUGGCACUUUUACAUGGCUUAUGCAUACUGCUAUCAUGGCCAGACACUGCUGGCAAGUGACAAGUGUGGUGAGGCCAUAAGAUCUCUCCAGGAAGCAGAAAAGUGUUACUCCCGUGCUGAGGCGCUGUGUAAAGAGUAUCGUCACACCAAAGGCCCGGGCACCACAGCCAAACCAUCAGAGCAACUGUUCUUCCUCAAACUGGGCGGCCUCAUUAAAAACACACUGGAGAAGUGCCAGAGGGAAAAUGGAUUUAUAUACUUCCAUAAGGUCCCAGCUGAGGCCCCCCUGCUGGAGCUGAAGGCGAGUUACGGCCUGGCUGAGCCGGUCACAUUUGAGCUGCCGCCUCUCAGCGAGCUGUGCACUCCUGAGGUUUACGCCACCUUCGACCUGACUAAAGGAGCCAAAAAUGGAAAGGCAAAACCCAAGGAGGAGGAGGUGAAACCAGUGAAGGAGCCAGAUUUGAAGCCUCAGACGGACACAGGCUGUGUCGUCUCCUAAACCCCCCACACACCCCCCCUCAUUUACAGCAUCAUGCUUCACCUCCAUCGACUGUACUGAUGGCAUCUAUAUUUCCUUCCAAGUAUACAUCCAUAGGAAAUGUAUUUUUUAAUUAAUCCAUGACGUUUUACAUUUAUGCUAAGACAUGUGUAUUGUAUUUGGGUAUGACUGCCGUUGUUGUUGUAUUUAAACCAGAGCCAGCUAAACAUCAUA
This is a messenger RNA of Hippoglossus stenolepis (Pacific halibut), 1559 nucleotides long. RefSeq names its product BRO1 domain and CAAX motif containing (gene brox). NCBI's taxonomy places the organism in Eukaryota, Metazoa, Chordata, Actinopteri, Pleuronectiformes, Pleuronectidae. The transcript is spliced from 13 exons. The record is from RefSeq and is a predicted model, not a curated record. The coding region runs from base 114 to 1346 and encodes 410 amino acids.